Molecule: messenger RNA, 786 nt
Organism: Mixia osmundae IAM 14324
Lineage: Eukaryota; Fungi; Basidiomycota; Mixiomycetes; Mixiales; Mixiaceae
Exons: 2
Coding region: 1-786 (261 amino acids)
Molecular function (GO): mRNA binding
Source: RefSeq, a predicted model, not a curated record
AUGGCCUCUGAAUACACUGCAGAGGACUAUGCCCGGUGGUACGCUUGGCAACAACAGCAGCAGCAGUCGGCAGGCGGUUCCAGUGGAGCAGUGGAUCCCUCCUUCGCCUAUCCCCAAUACGACGGCUCGUCUGCUUCUGCGUCUACCUCUGCUUCGGCCCAACAUCAGGCUGCAGUGACCUCCUACUACCCCUCGGAAGCCAUCACGGGAGGGUACGAUGUAGAUUUGGCAGCUCAGCAGUCGAUCUAUACGCCAGAAGCUGCCCGAUCGUUCGUCACAUCCAACAAGUAUACCAAGGCCAUGAAGGGCAAGGCGAGAACGACGGUGUUGAGAAAGGGCGCAGGCGAAGUCUGGGAGGAUCCUUCGCUCAUGGAGUGGGAUCCGGCUCAUUUCAGACUGUUCAUUGGCGAUCUGGGUAACGAUGUCAAUGACGAGACCUUGCUCAAGUCGUUUGGCAAAGAAGCCGGGUAUCCUUCGUUUGUGAAGGCCAAGGUCGUCAGAGAUAAAACGACGAUGAAGACAAAGGGCUUUGGCUUUGUGAGCUACUCUGAUCCGGACGACUUCUUGAAAGCCUGGAAGACCAUGAAUGGCAAGUACGUCGGUUCUCGACCGGUCAAGAUCACAAAGGCGACGACGCAAGUACGAGCGGUCGACAUUGGCGCAAGGAAAGCUCGAGAGAUUGAGAACAACGGGAAGAAGACGCACAUCACAGGCAACAAGUUUGUCGGGCGUGGCUCCGGUGUCGCUGUCUCUCAUGGCAACUACAAGCCCGUCAUUCGACGAUGA